AUGGCAGCUCCUGCAGACAACGCGGUCAAUGCGUCAAGAUGCAUAGAGAAACCCAACCACAGCAGCAUUACUAAUGAGGCUAUCACAGCCGUCGAUCCUGUCGGAUCUAAAGCUUCUGACGAUGACAGCGAGUUCUACGAGGAUCCCAAGGCUGCCCGGCGGCUGCUCAUCAAAUGCGAUAUUCGAUUGAUCCCUAUUCUGGGGUGCCUCUAUCUGGUGUCUUUCUUGGACCGGUCGAACAUUGCCAACGCGCGGUUAUUCGGACUAGAGAAGUCGCUUCAUAUGCCCUCAAAUGGGUUCAACACCUGCCUCUGGAUUUUCUACCUCCCGUUCGUCAUCGUGGAGAUCCCAAGUAACUUAUUCAUGAGCCUGAAUAAGAUCAAGCCAAAUCAGUGGCUUGCCGGUGCGAUGUUAAUUCUGGGUGUUGUAUCAAUGUGCCAAGGACUUACGAGAAGUUAUGGUGGGCUUUUGGUCUGUAGAUUCAUCAUGGGCAUCAUGGAAGCUGCGUUGCCACCGGGGGCCGCUCUUCUAAUUGGCCAAUACUACAAGCGAAGUGAGUUUUACAUCCGCUUCUCAUACUUUAUCUGCUUUGCUCUAUUUGGGAGCGCUUUCAGCGGUCUUCUCGCAUAUGCCAUCGAGCACAUGAACGGAGUUCAAGGCUACGAGGCGUGGCGUUGGGUAUUCAUCCUCGAGGGUCUAUUCACCUUUGCCUUCGGACUCGUUGCGUGGUUCAUAAUUCCCAAAUUUCCGCAGGAGGCGACUUUUCUCACUGAUGAUGAGCGCGCCAUGCUUCUCGCUCGCCUGCGUCACGACCGUGGCAGAGAGAGACUCACCUUCAAAGGCAUCAACUGGCUGCGCGUUUUCACGGACUGGAAGAUCUGGUCCUUCACCUUGAUAUACUUUUGUGCUGACAUGGGUGCUGCAUCCAUUUCAUCCUUCACACCGACCAUCCUCUCUCAGCUUGGCUGGAAUGCCUCGCGAGCGCAAGUGAUGAGCAUUCCCAUCUGGAUGGUCGGCAUCGUCGUCACUCUAUCUACAUCAUACGCCUCCGGAAAGCUCUCUUUGCGCUGGCCUUUCGUGCUUGCUGGCGCUAUAUUCGCUCUCAUCGGUUGGUGCAUCCAAUACGCUCAGGUCCAGCCACCAGCAGUGCGUUACUUCGCGCUGUACAUCAUUGCUUUUGGCUCGUUCCUUCAAUUCCCCAUUCUUAUCGGCUGGCUCAACAGUAACCUACGUGGUCGUCCGCAGCACGCAAUUGCAAGCGCUGUCCAGCUAGGUAUAGGUAACUGCGCAAAUUUCGUAGCGAGCAACGUCUUCAUCACGAAACAGGCGCCCAAAUACCCCACGGGAUUUGCUACAGGUGUUAGCUUCGCGGCACUGGGGACGCUGAGUGUAAUUUUAGUGACCGCUGCACUGGCCUGGCACAAUAGAGUUUUUGAUCGUAAGGACCGGGAUGUAGCUGAGAAUGUGGAAGAUCAGGAAAACAUUAGAUAUGUCCUAUAG
Molecule: messenger RNA, 1500 nt
Organism: Pochonia chlamydosporia 170
Lineage: Eukaryota; Fungi; Ascomycota; Sordariomycetes; Hypocreales; Clavicipitaceae
Product: MFS general substrate transporter
Exons: 4
Coding region: 1-1500 (499 amino acids)
Biological process (GO): transmembrane transport
Cellular component (GO): membrane
Molecular function (GO): transmembrane transporter activity
Source: RefSeq, a predicted model, not a curated record